UUUCAAUUCAAAGCGAGCAACGUGUAUCCGUUUGGCCCUCAGCAGAAUGACAGCGAGUUUCGUCUCGAAGAUUCACGGUCUUUUUUCUCCCGGCGGUGCUUACGAAUAAAUACAGACUGGAAGGGAUUCCCCUUCUUCUCGGGGAGACAUUAUAAACUGCAUGUAAGUUCUUCUCGAUGAUCUUCAUAUGUGUUACGUUAUCGUCGUACUCGGCGUAAUUUCUUAGUACCACAAGCAUCUUCCUUAAAAAGGUUAUAUUUUCUUUCCUGCUUUAGUUUCCAGCCUUAAAACCUAUAGAAAUACUCAAUUUCUUCAACUAAGUUCAGUAAACAUCAAUUUUUACUCAACUUUUCACUAUGAUUGGUCCAGAAAACUCGCGCCAUCCUCUCAACCAAUCAGAUGCAAAACUUGCCAACAAUCGUGACUUGGUCAUCUGCGUUUUCCCGCGCGCCAAGCAGUCUCCUUGUUUUCUCUUUGAGUCCUCAUUGGCCAAUAAUGAUGUAACCCUUUGGUCUGCUCAGUCGCUGGGAACAAUUUGGUUUUGGUCUUUCGACACUCAAUUGAAAACUUGCUUUAACUUGUUAGCAUUAUAAUUUAUCUCAAGGUUGUAUUUUAAGAAUUAGAUUUGCCAUUCGUGUGUAAUGCUAGAGAGCACUCUGGGGUUUGCAUACAUCUGUAAAUAAUCAUAACGUACAAAUGUACAAGAUCAGCCUGCAAAACUAUGAUUAUCCGCUUUAUGAUCAAGCUGCCUGAUUGUGUUCUGUCAUUCUGCCUUGCAGAUAUGCCGCGACGGUAAAAUCCAACUGAACUAUGAAUGGAGCUGGUGGUGGCCGCAGAAGUUUGGUAUCUACCGAUGGUUCAGAAAUAUGGCUGUUAUUGCACCUUUCUGGGCGACGACUGAUACUUACUUUGCCUUCAAAAAAAACCAUUCCAGGGUGUAUUAUCAAGUAUACGAAGAAAGUAAGGAAAGCUCCUCUAAUAUUCUUGAUAUGGCUGCAAAACACGUACAGAACUACGCUGAAGGAUUUUCCAACUUUCAGGCCUCCUGGGUCCUUGUAGUGACUUGGGAGAAUCUCUGUCCGUACGUCUAUUAUCCAUACUACUAUUUCUAUUAUGGAGACCAGGAAAUUGAGUUAAACUGUCGCUGGGUAAGUAAAUAGGUGUGGUUGAUCAAACUAGUCCAUGGACAUUCUUAGUACAUACUAAAACAGUGGAUAGCGUCGAAGGCGCGCUCUGAUUGGCUACUCAAACUUCACUUUGAAAUAUUGUUUGCCAUUCACCUCCGGGCAUUCACGCGCAGGAUUUGCGCCUUAAAAUAUUGUAAUCGUUGCGGGAAUUAAUGAUUUGAAAUCAUCUUUUGUGCGAUUUUGCCCCACCGCUUUGCAGCUCGGUAAAUAUCAUUACUAGUCAGCUCCACUUCGGUGAAUAGUUGUUUAUUAUUCCACCUGCUGUUCACGUAAAGUCUUACUUACGAUUACAAUGCAGUUCACACUGGUGUCCAGGCUUAGAGAGACCAGUAAUUUUCCACUCUUUACAGUGCAUGCGUUUCGAAUAAAUGAAGAAUUGAAAAAAAAAUAGAUUGACAAAACUGGGAAAUGUAAAAAACCACAAAGAAACCAACAGCAACAAAGAAAUAGGAGAAAUAUUUUUCUUCUUUAGAUUUCAAUAUCUUUUUUAUAAUACACAUUGCAUUAUUUUCAUAUCUCUUCCCUUCCUAAAAAUAUCUUUGUCAUUUAGUGUAGGUACGUCAGUUGAUAUUAGUUUCAAUUUUUUUUUCAGAACAACACAUUUCAAGCAGUUAUAAUAACAGAUGGAUUUAACACGUUCUUGAUGUACAAUUAUCCCCACAAUGGCAUUCAGUGGGUGGUUCCUGCAGAUCAGUAAGUUUCUUUUUUUAGCUAUUUUAAAAUACAUAAUUCCAGUCUAUUUUAUUGAUUAACAAUGUCCAUGAUAAACCUUUCUUAAACUUAAUGAGGUAAUGUUAGCUGCUCAAUUCUUGCAAUCCACGAUUUGCACGAAACUUUCGCCUAGUUCGAAGAACGAUAUAUUGGCUUAGCUGGCGGUUCUGUGAGUGGUUUCAAUCGUUGAGCCGAGGAGCCGCAAGGGGUCUGGAAAAGAAAAUUGAGAGAGUUCCACUACUCGUUUUCGAGGCAAGUAGGCCUUUAUUUUCACCAAGCACCCAAAACACCGUCUAAUACCGAGGCUAAGACUGGCUUCAAUUAAAAAUUAGCUUUAUUCAAGUAUAAUCAAAAACUGACUUCUACUUCCUCACAGUUCUGAUUACCGUUACUGGACUGGCUACUAUGGUCUCCCUACUGUUGGGUGGAACGCAGGGAAUGAUGGUCAGGAUUACCUUAACAUUAAAGGGUAAGAAAACUGCAUCAGGAGGUCUAUGACAAUCUUUAAUCAUUUUCCUUGAAAUAAGAACUUUAUAGUUCAUUUUUUUUAAUUGAUUUGUAUUUUUUGUUCUAUUUUAGAUCCGGAACUUUGUUUGGAAUGUAUAAUCUAGAUAAACAAAACGGAAAUACGGGAUCAUCUGGAAAAUAUUUCUGGAGGAUCGAGAACAAUACGGAAAAAGACUCAUUAGAGAAGUGCAUGGCUUGGAGUAUGCGCCAAAGAGAAUUGAACAUGCGUGAUUGGUACGAUAAACUGAUACGUUCAGACUGGCGGAUGGCCUGUCCUUGUACGGAAUGGCAAGCCUGGUUAGAUUGGGGAAGAUUCUCUUGGGAUUGGUGGUCCACUUGGCCUAAUUGGUGUUACGAGUCCAGGCGUGUCAAAUUCAUUCCCUUUCCAAUGAAUAGUGAUAUCAGGGGUUUUACCGUGAGACAGCAGUGUUGUUACUCAACUAACUGGGACGACUGGGGCUCUCUCAAGGUUGGUCCCCCUGAUGGCGGACACGUCAAAGUUGAUGACUGGUUUAAUCAGGUUGAAAAGAUGGAGGAAAUGUACACAGACCGGCAGGCUUAUCAGUUUUGUUGUGUUGAUACAAAUAUGUGUGAGCAUUUCUAUUUCUACCGUCCGUCAGAUCACUGCUCCUUGUAUAGGCCGCCAUUAAGACGUAAGUUCAGUUCUUUUCCACUGUUUCUAGGUCAAAUUGAAAUUGGAAUGCUGGUUUUUGUGGAGGGAGGAAAGCCUGAGGACCCGGAGAAAAACCCUUGGAGCAAGGACUAGACCCCACAACAAACUCAACCCACAUGUGACUCCAGGUCCGGGAAUCGAACCCCAGCCACAGCACCACUGUGCCAGCCUGCUCCCCUGUGGAGUCGUAUGGUGUCUUUUUUUUUUCACUUCAGUUACAUCUAACAUAUCCAGACCGCCCGUACCUUGUGUGGUCUCACAUGUUGGUUCAAGUUGUUUAAAAGAAAACGUAAAUUAGCCACCGUAAAGGGUAAAAAAGCGAUCGCUCAAUCGCUCUGACGAAGGGCUAACGCUCGAAACUUCAGCUUUUUUACCCUUUACGGUGGCUAAUUUACGUUUUCAACCCAGUUGUUAACACUAAAUUACCUGCUAUACUCUCCCACCGACGCAGCACCACAGUUUCUUUAGAAACUUACCCCUUUAUUGUUUAAAAGAAGGGCGACAACUAUUUCCUGAGUUCAUACAUUGUCACGACAGUCGGUAUGGCAAUCGACUUUGGCGAUGUUGCAGGAAAAUUGCGCUCCAUCUUUACUAUUCAACGGGACGCUGAAAAUACUACAUCAGGGCCUGAAACUCACAAAGCAAAAAUUUACGACUUUUCCGCCCUCUCCGGCUACCAACUACCUAAUUCGAAGUGUUUUAAUACUUGGAAUAAAAUAUCAUCGCUAUUUGCUUUUGGUACGUUUUUGAGAAUUUUCUUUUACAUUUUCAGGUUGGUUCUGGGGUGAUCCUCACAUUAAAAAAGUAACUGACUUUUUCGCCCUUCCAGCAACCAACUCCCUAAUUCGAAAUGUUUUAAUACGUGGAAUAAAAUAUCAUCGCUAUUUGCUUUCGGUAUGUUUUUGAGAAUUUUCUGUUACAUUUUUAGGUUGGUUCUGGGGUGAUCCUCACAUUAAAACAUUAGAUGAUAGAAACUAUACUUUCAAUGGUCUCGGUGAAUUCAUCAUGGUUGAUGCAAAUGAGGGACAAUUCCAACUUCAGGCCAGAACAAAACGUGCUCAAGGGAAUAACACGAAAGCAACUAUUUUCUCGGCCGGCGCAGCUAAAGAAGAAAAUACGAGCACAAUCGAAAUACGGGUAAAGCCUAAAGGUAAGGACACUGUUAUGCAAUUUACAUAACUUACAAAAAAAAGAAUGUCUCGAUUAAUUGAUAAAUUAAUUGCUCACUGCAGGGUUAAAAUCUGCCUUGAGAGAGUUUGGAUAGAUUUUUGAUGCGUUCCUCAAUAACUCAGAAUACUACAUGUUGUUAAAAAAUUUGAAAAUUACCAGUUAAUAACAUGAAAAAAAAUGAGGACGAUUAGCAAGUUAUGAUCUCACACUUGAUAAAGAUAAAGACGGAUAAAGAUUAACGCUAACAUCCGUAGAAAGCAGUCCUAAUAGUUGCGACGGUGUAGUUUGACUUACAUAUUCUUCACUUUUAGGAGGGCUGGACAUUUUGUUAGACAAGAAAAUCUACCACGGCUACAACAACCUAAUAGACAAAAGUAUAGCAAUCGGUGGAAAUCUCUCUGCUUCAGCACCAGAGGAAAACUGUUUACAGGUUUCCUUUCCCUCAACAACAUCUGUCAACUUCUGUGUGAAGAAAGAAAUGUUGUCGUUUGUGGUAAGUCUCGGUGAGGAUUUCAAAAACACCACCAAAGGACUGUUGGGAACGUGGAACGAUAACCCGGAUGAUGACUUCACAAGGCCUGAUGGGACUGUUUUAAAGUCAUUUUCAUUAAGGGAUAUUCAUUUCUCGUUUGGUGUCAAGUGUAAGUAUCCCCACACAGUCUUUCUUGCUUUUCCUUGUAAGUGGGAAGCACUCUACUCACACAUCACACAGGGAAGAACAUAAGGUCUCUAGGUUAGAGCGUGCCCUAAGACUGCCUGAUUUAGUGGGCCGUAUUUCACUGCACGGGUCGCUAAAUUAAAAAAAAUUGUUUGAAUUGAAAUCUUUCACCUCAAUUUAAUUUUAGAGACAUACUAAAUAUCUUGCUAACUUCGUACUGUAACUUAUGGAAACUCGUUUUUUCCGCUCGGAUAUAAUUAAGCGUAACUUAAAGAACGGACUUCGAACUCGGUUAGCACAAGAAAUUUAAACUCCGGCAUUUCGAGGACGCGGAAGGCAGCCGGAAUUUGAGAGUUCUUUUCCUAAGAAUUUCUUAAUUUUUUUAUCUUUUGUCUUCGCGCUAAAAUAUGGCAGUUGGACGGUUGAUCCUAAAGCGUCAUUACAGCCUUACAAGUUCAUUACAAGUCUUCUACGCUAUUCUUUUCAGGGCAAAUUAACCAGUCCCAAUCUUUAUUUACGUAUGGUAACAAUGAAAGCGUGGCCAGUUUUUCGGAUCCUGAUUUUGAGCCCAUGUUUGCUGAUAACAUCACGUGGCAUAAUGACAGUUUAAGACAGAAAGCUGAAGAUCAAUGUAGAAACGAUCACGAGUGUCUAUUUGACGUGGCUUCCACCAACGACUUGUCUCUUGGCUUGGUAACCAAAGAUAUCAGCAUUCAACUGGUGAAUGAGACAAAACAACUCAGUAAGUAUUUGAAUUUAUCAUUAUAUCUCCUGCUUGUGCCAUAAAUUGGAUCGCAAAAAAAACUCGGUCCGUGCUGCCUAUUAAACUUUAACCUGAUACUUCGUUUUGGAGACAACUGUAUUCCAAAUGUAGUCUUUUUCUUUUGGUAUCUAAACAUUCUUAAUGGGUUAAAAUUGAUAAAAUAUUUAAAUGUCGAUAAUACUGCGUAAAGUUGUUGUAAUCAUUUGGGAUUCCCGAUACUCUGUGGGAGAAUCUAUCAGAAAUUUUUCCUAUUUUCAGCGUCCCCAAUUAACUUCUGAUAUAUUUUUUUGCGGAUCCAAUUUACCUGUAGCAUUUAUUUCACGAUUACAUUGUUACGCGUUCACUUUUCUUUUUCACAGACAACUUCCCGCCCAAAAUAGAGACUGUUUCGAACGCGAUAAAUGCGACCCUUGGUGAUACAGUUCACUUGAGCAUCAGGGCUGUCGAUAACGACACGAUUAAGUUUCGCGUGAUUAACAAUCCUGAAGGGGCCACUUGGAACCAGACUGGUAACUUGUUAUAUUUCACUUGGCUUGUUACAACAUCAAGAAAGGUAUGCUUACCAACAUUUUGUCUCUUCAAAAUAGAAAAUGUUUCUCAUCUAAUCAAAGCAUCUGAUACGGUAUGUAAAGUUUUAUCUUUCGCUUCGAGAGAAUCCGUCAUUUCUCAUUUUGCAGCGUAACGUAUACUUUAAACGUAUCAGCUAUGUUCCUGUACCGUUCUGAGGAAAGUCGUCUGUGAGGGACUUCAAGAAUUUUACCGCGCUUUCAAAGGCAAACUGCACAGAAGGCGCGAGAAAUUAGUUGAAUGUACUUCUCUUCGUAAAGCCUUGGCAUUCGAAACGCGAAAGAGGUACAUUCCUUGUUUCAAUCACCUCAAAACUAGCUAAAACUUUUCCGUGCAAUCGCGGGUUAUCUGAGUCUCUACCACGUUAUUUUUCUAGUGGGGGCUUACUCGGGUGAAUAAAAGCUUAACGCCGUCUGAAAUCUCCCUUUGCAGUUCAGUUUGACUUUCGUUGCUUCUAACGACAAAGGCGCAAGUGCCAGUUGGAGUCCAAUUAUUAACAUGUGUGCUUGCCAACAUGAUGGUCAAUGCGUAAAGCCAGAAGAGGGUGACACAGCCAACUCUGACAGCAAGUUUGUAUACAUGGGAUGUGCAUGUCAGGGAGGAUACACAGGAAGAUUCUGUGACAGCGACAUUGACGCCUGCGAAAUGAAUGGUCAGCCGUGUUACGCGGGAGUUGCGUGCAUUGAUCUUCCUGCGCCAGCCAAUUCCAGUGGAUAUAAAUGUGGACCUUGUCCAUCAGGGUACACUGGAAAUGGAGCUCAGUGUGCUGGUGGGUUCUUUCAAUUUUUCCAAGGAUGAAGUUUAAUUCUGAGCAAAGGUGAAUUCAGUGACUUGCUCGAGCUAGCACACGUGAAAACAUCUUGCCACCUCGGGGCAAAUUUGAAUUGUUUGCGAAUAGCGAAAGAAAAAAGUUGUGCAUGUUAAGUCUUCUGAUCUCGAAUAACCUCACUUCCUAUAGCUAUCUUUGUGUGGAAAUUCAAAAGGACCCUCUGAUCGAUCAAAAAGCCAUCGUUUCUUACACCAGUAGACUCAAAGAACUGAAAAAUCGUUAAAUAUUUAAAUGCAGAUAACCAAGUCGAGAAUACAUUGUGAUCUUACACACAAGGGACUUUAAAAGAACGAUUAAUGAUAACGUACGUGAACGUUCAGACAGUUUUUACACAAUGGUGUAAGUUACUGAUUAAUUGACGCUAUGCACUAUUUUUCAGACAUCGACGAAUGCCAAAAUAAGUCGGGAAUUAACUGCGAUCAGCUCUGUGUCAAUCUGCCAGGUUCUUACUUCUGUGAUUGUAACAACGGAUACAAACUGAAUGCUGAUGGCGGCACGUGUGAUGGUAAGCCACCUAAUUUCUUUUAUUCCUGUCCAAUUACUUUAAUUCCUGUCCAGUUUCUUUAAGUCCUAUUCCGCUUUGUUUUGGGGAUACGCAUGACCCUGAAAUGGAACUGAAUUUUGCAGAGUAAUUUUCUCCCAGAUCCGAUUGAUUUUAUAUGAAAAGAGGAGUCAGGAACUGACUCACAAUUAACCCUGAUGAACUCCCUACGCAUUAUACGUUACCAUGAGUUUCUCUACGUGUGUCGACGGUUUUCACCUUGUUCAAAUUUUUAAGCUUUUACUGUUUAUGUGUUGUCAUGUACAUACUUUAUAUUUUUAUGUUAUAAAAAAAAACGUAAGGUUAUAAAAAUUAUCCUUGAGCUAAUCCUUCUUUUUUAAGUUCGUCUGGUCCUCCUCUCUAGUCCAUCAUUUAAAAAGAGUAAUGUUAGGUACAGUUGUGGUCAAUGUGAAAGAUAUUCUUUCAUUUGCUUGUAGAUAUUAACGAAUGCCUGCCAACAAACGAUUGCAUGCAGAAGUGUAACAACACACGAGGAAGUUACAGCUGUUCAUGCGACAAUUUUUUUCAAGUUGAUCCCAGUGAUCCAAAGAAGUGUGUAGGUGAGAAUGGGGUGUUUGUGGAAACAUUACUGGCUUCAUCCUGGGGAAACGUAACCACCCGAUGGAACGCGCAUUGUGUCUUUGAUCAAAAGGUCUGGGUUCGAAACCUGACCAAGUCAACUUGUUGAGUUCAUGGGUAAUGAAUUUCACUCACAAAGUGCCUCUGUCAAAAUGGUUGGUAGCGAACUGCUAAGGAGACUUGAGAACAAUAUCGAUGGCUGGCCUGUUAUACUCGUAAUGAGUUGCAGCCGGAUGAGUAAUUGGGUAUUAGCCCAUGCACUUCAAUAUUCUUUUCAGCGGGUCUCAAAGGGGUAAACCGUUAGCAGUAUAACGGCUAAGAGAUUAACCGCCAGCAAGAAAAUAUAAACUGUUUAUAAUCCCUUGAAAUCGAUUAUAAGUAAAAAUGUAAAAAAAGGGACUUCUAAUAAAUUCGUUCAUUUCAUCAAUGAAAACGACACGUUAUUAAGUUCUUAUCACAUUUACAAAUAAUUCUAUCUAAUGUCAAUGUGACAUUUUUUUUACACAGCCAUAAACCCUUGUCCUGCUGGCCAUGGCUGUCAACAUGUUUGCUUCACAGGGGACGAUGAUGAACUUAAAUGCACGUGCGAUGCUAAUUAUGAGCUGGACAGUGAUGGCAUAAGUUGCAGAGGUAUUAAGAAAUUUUGCGACUAUAAAUUUCAAUAUGAGUUUACAGCGAAAUAUAUGCAGUAAAGUUGACUCUUCUUGAGUGAACAUUUGUGACUGAUAACCGAGAGAGGUUAAAAAAAAGAGGUUCCUUCGCUUUUCAACUGAGUAUUGUAAAGCAAAAUCAAAGUAAUCCCAAAGGUCAGUCAGAAGAAAGGAUAAUAAUGUUACAAACCUACCUCUCAUUUCACACAGGUUCUUCUACCUCACACUUCGCAUCCCACACUUCGCAUAACACACCAUACACGUAACAUUCACACUUCCCACGUUACUGACGUCAAGUUAGUUUUGUUCUUGUCAUCCUCACCCGACUUGCAUAUCUGAGAUCUGUUAUCAUUUCAUCAACUAGAAGGCCAUCUCUUAAUGUCUUUGCUACUCACUUCACUUUUCAGAUAUCGAUGAAUGCGAUCCUUCGAAUCCCCGUCAUCGCUGCAGUCAGAUCUGUAAAAAUACUCCAGGGAGUUAUAGCUGCUCUUGUGAAAAAGGAUUUGAAAUAGCCAAGGAUGGUUACGAUUGUGAAGGUUGAUAACGAAACUUGGUGCUUAAAUUAAACAGCUGUUUCAUUGCAGCAGUUUGCCAUUUACUUUUUUAAAUUUUGCAUGAUUUUCUUCGUUUCUUUUGAUUUCUAAUUGUUAUUUGUACUUUAUUAAUCAGAUAUUAACGAGUGCCUCGACGUGAGCUUGUUCAACUGCACGGAUGAGUUUCACAAAUGCGUUAACACUCGUGGCUCUUACAAGUGUGAAUGUGAUCAAGACUUGUACUUUAUUGACGGAAAAUGCAGAGGUAACGACUGCAAAAAAUGCGUCUUUUUGUAACUCGAUUCAUGAUUAGGAUCAGGAUUCGAACUAGAACUGAGAACUGAAUAAAAUUGUAAUAAUGAGGAUGAAAUUUCAUUUCCAGUUUUCGACAAUUUUUAUGUUAGAUGGCCUUGGAUAGUGUGCUAAUGAAUAUGAUUUUAUGAAACCAUGAACCGCAUGAUAUGCAGGGGCGUAGACAAACGCAAAUGAAAUAAACCAACAUUAAGUAAUUUGAUAAUAUGAUUUCUAUUUUUGAUAGAUUAAUAUCAUAUUUCCUUGAAUAAGCAGUCAGGCGCUUAUAUAGAAUUUUGGUUUAAGGGAGAGUCACUAAUUGGAAGGAGAGCGUUUAAUCGAGGGGGGCACUCAUUAUUAUUCUGUACUGAUUCCGCUGUAGUUGGAGUUUAAAAUUUAAUAAAUAAGUUGGCAGUAGCAACAACUUUUUUUCGUAUCCCUUCUAUUAGGGAAAUGAAGGAAGGAGGGAGGGGGAAGUGGGGGGAGGGCGCUUGUCUAGAGGAGAACGCUUACCAGAGUGUGGACUCUAUUGUCCGUUAUUUUCUUUCUAGGUUUGGAGAAGAAUCAGACAGCUCCAGAGCCAGAGUUACAAACGCCACGCGAACCUUCAAACAAAGAAAAAGAGGAAGCCGUCCAGUUCUCGAUUGAACAUAAAAAUGGGGUGGGUAUGAUCAUAUUACCAAUGGACUUUUUGAGAAUUUUAUGCAAUCAAAGAUGAUGAAGCUGAUGAAGUCGCAAGGAACUUGAAAUCCCUAAGGACCAAUUACUGUUUAUUGCCUGAGGAGGAGGUCUGGACGAUUUUGGUUGUGUCACAAUAAAAUAAUCUGAUUCCCUCCUUAAGUUUCGUUUUAUUGUGAUGACCUCCCCCCAUUUACUGGCAGUUAAUUUAUUAUAGUCCCCCAUUUAUACUCUGCUAGCGACGACUGGCUCCCCUCUGUUUCCCCCUGAAAACCAUGUGAUCAACCCAUGUGUUUAACAGAUCUUCUACCGAACAAACGUACAUAUAAAUCUUAAAGUCAACGUGGUCAUAACUAUGUGUUGCCACGUAUUCGCACAGAGCGCUUUAAGCGCUGCUUUGUAAUAGUUUAAUGUUUGUAAAGAAAGUUAGCCUUUUUAUAUAACUCCUCUUCUAUUGUAUUGUAAACUUGCACUUGUGUCUGCAAGUGUUUGGUUUAAUUAAUCAAUAAAGACUGAAUCAAGCAAUCAGUCCCCCCCUAAUUUCAACCCCUAUCCGCUCCCCGGCGAUUAAUAAUAACUAAGCCCCUAAAUCACGCUUUUUCGUGGUGUGUUUGUAGUUUAAAUGGGAUUUCAAGAAAGACAAGGAUUUCAAUGAAAAGAUGGCUUCUGUUACCACUAAAUACUGUAGUGAAAACAGGACAAGAUGUGUUUUAAAAGCAACAACAAAAGCAGGUGAUGAUUUUAAUAGUAAAUGAUUUGUACAAAUGAAGGUUAAUCGCUCAGUUUCCACGCCAAAAAUGUACAUUAAACGUCUUACAAUUGAUUGAGUCUGCAGUUUGUUCUUGUUCUAACCUAGCUGAAAGGGGUCACGGAGUUUAUCCAGAUUCUCCGGUCUUCCCCAUCCUCCCCCCAGCAAAAAAUCUAAAUAUACGUAAACUUACUGCGUUUUUGUUUGUUUAGCGUUGUAGAGCAUUCAUAGGUCAAGAGACUCUUCACCUUGUUCUAAUUCAACUGUCCUUGAAUGCGACAAAAUAAUAGAUAUUUACCCUUUGUUUAUCAUUUUUGUCCUUCUUUGCCAGACGGCCGCUCUUUUUUGAUCUCUAUACUACAGAUCAAAUCCAUCUUUUGCCUGAUUACCCCACAAACUCAUCCGGGCUCCUUUACGUAGCGUUCUAUGUUCAACAACCUGUUGGCCAAUAUGUCAGCAACGCGUCAGCACUACCACACAGAAUACUGGUUCAAAUUAUAGUCAUUCACAAAGGUGAGAUUGAAGCAGCUAUUGGUGCAAAUAUAUCUGGUGUAGUAGCGUGGUUUAAACCUGGCGAAUCAACCUCCUCGCCAACUGUAAGAACAGCAGAAUCGGAUCCCAUAACCUGGAAGUGGAUUGCAAUUGGUGCUAUCGGGGGAGGAGUGGUUCUCGUCAUCGUUGUCAUUAUCGUUUGGAGAUGGUGAGUCAAAAUAACACUUUUUGGCGUCAAAAACUGGGAUCAAAUCCUGGACCAGGUGUCACAUGUGGGUUGAGUUUGUUGUUAGUUCUUGUUCUUGCCCCGAAAGUUUUUCUCGGAGUUCUUAGGCUUUCCUUCCUCCACGAAAACCAAACAUUCCAAUCCGUCUCGUGGGAUGUUAAUGCAAUUAUUAUGAUUAUUGUUGUUGUUUUUACCGUUAUCUAUAUUAUUGCGCAUCAGUUCUCCCCCAGAUUGGGAUGCCAGUCAAUCCCCUCGCAUUUCCUCAAGUUUUCCUGACAGUUUUCCGGUGCUUGUAUAUAACGAUUUUAAAGAGGCUCUGUUUAGGCAAAGUACGCGCCCAGAGGCAUUACACAAUAACCCCAGCUAUGUUUUGAGCCUGAGCCGUAUGAUCUGGAGACGAAGGCACCACAUCAGAGGGGUACAGCUUUCUCCUUUGACUCCUUACCACGUAAAUUCAAAUGAAAAUCAAGAGUUUUGAAUUAUCAAUAUGAAGCUAUUUUCCAAUCUCUUUAUUUUAGUUUGAAGAUGAAGUGCAAAAACAAAAAUGUUGUAUUACCUAAUGAUGCUGAUGACACAACUGGAGGAAACAUCGCCAUGAACAAUUGUUAUCAGUCUGUAGAGAGCUUGUAACUAAUACCCACCCAGUGAAACACUUUUUUCUAUCGUAAAUGUAGAAAGUAAUUACCCCAUAGUUGGUCACCGCUUAGCUUUCUUCCGUCCGUGUGCUGGGGGACUUUAGUUUUCACUCGGGAAAAAUAUUAGUCCGUAGAUCAGAGACCACAGUUUCAGUCGUAUGAUGGUAAACGUUUGUCAGAACUUAUUUAGAAAACAUAAUUUGACGUGAACCCCGUGAAACUAAAACGAUUUUAAAAAUGUGUUUUACCACGUCUCGCGAAUUAAAAACCGUUAAAUAUAAUUGUGUCAUAUCGCCUAAAACACCUUACUACACUCUUGAAAAUCAAGAGUUUUGAAUUGUCAAUAUGAAGCUAUUCUUCAAUCUCUUUAUUUUAGUUUGAAGAGGAAGCGCAAAAAAAAAAAUGUUGUGAUCCCUACUGUUGUUGAUGACACACCUGGAGGAAACAUCGCCAUGAAGAGUUAUCAUCAGUCUGUAGAGAGCCUGGAACCAGCACCCAGCCAGUGAAACGCUUUUCUAUCGUAAAUGUAGAAAGUAAUUACCCUAUAGUUGGUCACCGCUCAGCUUUCUUCCGUCCGUGUGCUAA
This is a messenger RNA of Pocillopora meandrina, 13023 nucleotides long. Lineage: Eukaryota; Metazoa; Cnidaria; Anthozoa; Scleractinia; Pocilloporidae. The record is from the annotation of a GenBank genome assembly.